AUGGCACCACUCAUGUCUGCUCUAGUCUUGGGCGGCGCCCUUGCGGCAAAGUUCGCCCUUGCCCAAGAACAUGGAGAGGAAUAUUCAAAGACAAUGGGCCCAGUCGCCUUCAUGUGGCCGCCUGAUCGUGAAUGGGGUGCUGCCCAGGACAACACCGCCCCGUGCGGUUCGGCUGCAUCGGUUGUCAACAGAACCGACUUUCCCCUGUUAAAUGGCCAAAUUGCGCUUGUCGCUCAAGACGAGUCCUGGCACAUGCAGGUAGCGAUAUCUUAUAAAAGUGACCCCACGUCCAACGAUGAUUUCGAGGUCGUGAUCCCAGACACAAGAAUCCCCGAACUCAACGAAGGGCACCAGUGUUUCCCGCUUCCGAACCCACCGGCAGAUGUCGAAGCUCAAGCACCCGCCACUUUGCAGAUUCGAUAUACUUCCGACUUUGAUACUGACCUGAACGAGACCUUCUAUGCGUGCGCUGAUAUUACAUACGUGCCGACCAGCCAGUUCACCUAUCAGGUGCCAUGCUUCAACGCCACUACCGAGGAUUUCGAGAUUUCUGAACCUGACUCGGAGGAAUCUACUUCAACGGGUUCGGCAGCUGGAGCGACGGCAACGGCCCAGGUCCCAGAAGCCACGGAGUCAUCGUCUUCAGGCCUGUCCGGUGGCGCGAUUGCCGGCAUUGUUGUCGGUGUUGUGGUGGGAGUUGCAUCUGCCCUUGCUCUCUUCUUCGUCCUGUGGCGCCGCCGCCAGCAGAAGAAACGCCUUCGUCAACAGGAAACCUCAAUCAGAAAUGUGAAAUGGGAAGCCCAACACGGGAGUGGGCCGGCAUCGCAAGCUUCGGAUCGCGACAUUGCGCUCAGGAAUAUCUAG
Messenger RNA from Fonsecaea pedrosoi CBS 271.37, 864 nucleotides. RefSeq lists its product as uncharacterized. NCBI's taxonomy places the organism in Eukaryota, Fungi, Ascomycota, Eurotiomycetes, Chaetothyriales, Herpotrichiellaceae. The transcript has 3 exons. Bases 1 to 864 code for a protein of 287 amino acids. The record is from RefSeq and is a predicted model, not a curated record.